AAUGUUGAUUGAGUAGAUUACCGAGGUUGCUUACUUAUGAUUCCUUCUUUAUGUUAUGUGCGCAUUCUAUUGCUGGCGCGGUUUUCCGUUGAAAGAAAGGCACCGCGAUAUUUUUUCUGCCUUUUGAGUUUAAACUUUUAUGGACACUUUUCCGUCGGGGAGUGCCUUUUGCAUUGUUAGACUGGUGGCGGAUUUUUAACAGGAAGCGCCUUAAUUAAUUUUUCUCCUAUAGCAAAAUGGCCGUAGAAGUUUUCUUUAUCUGAUGCAGUCACCAACAACAUAGUCUUAGCGAGUUGCUUCGCCGGUUUUUCAGCGCACAGUGUGGACGACCAGGAAACCAAGAUUAUGGAAUUCACUUUGCCAGUACAUGACGAUCGUCACAUUAAGAGGCCGUUGAACUCCUUUAUGGUAUGGGCCAAGGAACGAAGACGAGAGAUGAACAGAGAUAACCCAAAAAUGCGCAACGCCGAGAUUAGCAAAAUCCUUGGAGAGGAGUGGAGGCAGUUGUCGGACGAAGUGAAAAAGCCUUUCGUUGAAGAAGCCAUACGCCUCAGGCGCCAGCACAAGAUCGAUCAUCCAAACUACAGGUACAGGCCACGACGAAAGAACCGCCUGGAAGCCAACGGAGAAAUUGUUCAACGUGAAGGAUACCGCCAACCGUUGGCUCUCUAUCCGAGCGCUGGUGCCACUUCGUCUGGAUUUCUGGCCCAUUCCCUACAUCAAGACUAUAAAUCAGCAAUGUUUCCACCCCGGUUUGCCCAUCACGACAAGCCAAACUUCCCAAGCGAACACGCUUCAAAGCCCGGUAACAAUUCAGCGGGUUACAUAGCGCCAUUUCCAGUACGGCCAUCCGAUGUCCCAUCUUGGAAUGGGUAUUUGUCACCGGCAACAUCACCUUAUUACUUUGAUCCACCCCGAUUCACCAUGUCUUAUGAAAGUCCCGUGCGAGCAAUCCAUCCAGGAAGGAUAUCACCUGUUAAAGAUAAGCUGCCAAGCCCGAACAACCCGGGCAUGACAGGAAAUCAUUCCACUACCUGGCCGUACUUUGCCCUCAAGGCAGAACUGCAAUACGUCUAAAUACAGUUUUUUUUUCUUUUUGUAAUCACGUGGUUUAUGUGUUUUCUUAGUUACUUUAAUGCUAUUACCAAACAAAAAAAAUUGUAGUACGUGGUUUUUUAUGUUUAUUUAGUUUUCACUUUAAAGCCUCAUUGUGUGAUUUUGAAAUUAUUUGACUUUGCAGUGCACCGUAAAUGCUAAUCAAACAUUGGCAAAUGUUGAUCCAUGUUUGUUUUGAUAAUAAAGCCUGAAAUGAGUUCAGCUUAA
This is a messenger RNA of Pocillopora damicornis (cauliflower coral), 1323 nucleotides long. RefSeq names its product transcription factor SOX-15. Gene Ontology annotation, cellular component: nucleus. The record is from RefSeq and is a predicted model, not a curated record. Lineage: Eukaryota; Metazoa; Cnidaria; Anthozoa; Scleractinia; Pocilloporidae. Gene Ontology annotation, biological process: cell differentiation; positive regulation of transcription by RNA polymerase II. Gene Ontology annotation, molecular function: RNA polymerase II cis-regulatory region sequence-specific DNA binding; DNA-binding transcription activator activity, RNA polymerase II-specific.